Messenger RNA from Candidula unifasciata, 1203 nucleotides. Lineage: Eukaryota; Metazoa; Mollusca; Gastropoda; Stylommatophora; Geomitridae. The record is from the annotation of a GenBank genome assembly.
AUGGCCGCAGAAGCAGACACCAGUGGAUCCGAGCUUCCGGCCACCUCUAGGAUGGAACAUCGUCAGUACCGCAACAUUUCUCAGGGCCUUCACCAUCAGCGCCAUCACCAAGAACAACAACGAUAUCAACAGUUGCAACAUUUUUACCACACCGACGUCACUAGCAGCGACUUCAGCAACCACAGCCAUAGCUCAGAGGCUGGCGACGGCGAACAGGACCACAUGGAAAAGCUCAUUUCUGUGGAUGAGUUCGACGAUAGCGACCACGAGGAUAAUCGAAGCUGCAGCACGGCCAGUCCUACUCUGUCAGACCACACAAUUAACAGCAGUUUUUCCUCCCGUAAUUACAACCCGCGCGACAACAGCGUAGACCGAAAAAUUCACAAACUCCGAAAGAAAGGAGCCAUAGCAUCCAAAGUCCUUGACGAUCAAGAUUUACAAAGUUUACGACUCAAAAUUAAUAGUCGAGAACGAAAGCGUAUGCAUGACCUGAAUUCAGCCCUUGACGGUCUGCGGGAGGUAAUGCCUUAUGCGCACGGACCAUCCGUGAGAAAGUUGAGUAAAAUCGCCACCCUCUUAUUAGCCAAGAAUUACAUUCUUAUGUUGAACUCUUCUUUGGAUGAGAUGAAAAAGCUGGUAAGUGAUAUUUACCAAAACCAAGGAUCUUCCCGCCCGACCACUCACCACCUUCCAACGCAGCCAUUGCUGUCUGCAGCUGCUGCUGCUGCUUCUAGUUCAUCUAGUGGCGUGCCGGCUUCAAAAUGUGCUGAAAGCAGCACCACACAUUUACACAACGUUCCCCACAAAACGAACAGUAAAGGCGAACCGUCCUCUUCUUUCUCGACUGCACCCACGACAAUACCGAUGGCGCCUCUCCCAGCUCAUCACCAUCAUCAUAUAGUGAACCCAUUGCUGCCUUUGUCGCUGCCAACCAUCAGAGGUCCGAUCCCUGGUUUCACAGCACACGAUAUAGCUGCUCUCACCACAUCUUACACCUUGCACAAGUCUGAGAGUAGCUCUUCAACUGCGAUGCCUCAAACUUACUCGGGUCACGACCGAGCUCACCCCUUUCACAGAUGGCCCGUCCCAUGCGCUUGUGCCCAGUGUCUGUCUGGGUCCACCCAUCUACCACUGGACUUACAAUUAGGACGAAUCACACACCCACUUUUAACAUCGUCAGCAUUUCUACAUCGCAAAAACUGA